Sus scrofa (pig) is the source of this 5508-nucleotide messenger RNA. NCBI's taxonomy places the organism in Eukaryota, Metazoa, Chordata, Mammalia, Artiodactyla, Suidae. The record is from RefSeq and is a predicted model, not a curated record.
AUAAUUGACAUACAAUAUUAUAUUCGUUCCAGAUGGACAAGAUCAUGAUUCUAUAUAUAUAUAGAAGUGAUCACCACAGAGUUACAAAAACUUAGGAUGAGAACUUUUAAGAUCUACUUUCUUUUCCUUCAGAUACGCAAUACAGUUAUAAUGCUAGUCACCGUGCUGUACACUUCAUUCCUAAGAUUUAUUGUCUCCUAACUGGGAGUUUGUACCUUUCGACCACCUCCAGGUAGAUGGAGUUACUGUACCUAUUUUACAGAUGAGAGAACUGAGACCCAGAGAGGUUAAGUGACCUCUAGAGGCUGUGACAACCGGACAUGGUAUAAGGGAGGUCUGGCUUCAGUCUGUGCUCUUGGCGCCUUUACCAAGUACAUGCCGGAUAGAUAGUGUCUGCCUCGAGUAGAGGUGCCCUCAGUUACGCCACAGGGUGGUAAGGCAAUUGGAGAUCAGUUUUACUAAGCUCUUCUGGGUUUGUCUCCUCAAGUUCCUACGCUAUGAUUGCUUACAUCUAUUUAAUGCAGAAAGUAGCAGUUAAGCUGUGGGUUUGGAAGUCCAGAAAAGCAAAGUCUCAAAAAUCUGCUAUUGUUACAGCCUGCUGCUGAUCACUUUGAUCAGCUGCUUCAAGUGAACAUGAGUUGUAUUUUAGAGAAGACCAGCUUCGCAGAGAUCCAUCGAGAACUCCUCGGUUCUUAGUUCUUCUGCCAGAGCAGCUUUGGCAUUUUGUUUGUUUAUUUUUCUCUUUGGGCUUCUGCCCGCAGGAAGAACUGGUCCCAUUGUUUUAAAGUAAGUGUGACAGUCCUAGAAAGAGGGAGUAGAAAAACAGUUUGUUCAUCAUAUACCUCUCUCUGUCACUCAUUUUGGUUAAAAUAUUUUGCAGAGCUCUAUGAAUGUAGGGAUGCUUUUGGUACAUUUCUUAUACCCUCCAGAGGCACUCCAAGUAUUUAGUUAAAUGACCUUCAGUGGUAGAUCUUAGCUUUGCCAGCUGAAUGUGUUAAUCCAUUUGGAGUUCUGUGUAGUCUGGGUCCAUUUUUGUGUGUGUACAGGAGACCAGGGAGAUGCCAUGCAGUUUUGUUGUUUGACAUACAGUCCCAAAGAAUUGGUGGUGACAAUGGGAAAGUGACAGUCACUGGGACCCCCUUGGAAGGACAGAAAGGAAGGGGUAACUUCAUUUUUAUGGAGCAAAUACUGUUCUAAGCCUGUUACAAAUACCAAUUCUUUUAACUGGUGUAUCACUGAGCAUCUCCUGCUUACAAGGCAGUGUACUUGUGUUCCUCUAAUUUUCACAGCAACCCUGGGAGGAAGGUACUAGCUUAUCGUCUCUGUUUUACAAAUGAGGAAACUGAAGCUCAGAAAGUCAUAGUGAGUGGGAGAGUCAGAUUUCCAGCCAGGACUACCUUUGACCUUUUCCUUCAGAUGGGUGAUGUUGACUUCACUUUUGGAUCAGAAUUAGCCAUCACCUCAUUUAGAGUACAUUUUAGGGUGUGACCUGUUCUGGUAAUUAUUCUGAUUUACUGAUGGAAGACUCUUCAGCCACAGAACUCUAACACUUCUGCAUGCAAUUUAGAAGAAUAGCUCCACCAUCCUGGUUUCCUAAAGCAAAAUUUGUGGUAAGGAAUGGAAAUUAUGGGAAAAUGACACCACUGUCUUUUUUGUUGUUGUUGGCGCGAAGUUGGUUUCUUGGCCACUGUUGUCAGUUCUUACUAAAAUGAAAGUACCUGGAGUUCCCAUCGUGGCUCAGGGGGAACAAAUCCGACUAGCAUCCAUGAGGAUGCAGGUUCGAUCCUGGGGCCCCACUCAGUGGGUUAAGGGCUCGGCAUUGCCAUGAGCUGUGGUGUAGGUCACAGAUGCAGCUCAGAUCUGGCAUUGCUGUGGCUGUGGUGCAGGCCAGCAUCUACAGCUUCAGUUCGAUCCCUAGCCUGGGAACCUCCAUACGCCACAGGUGCGGCCCUAAAAAGACAAUAAAUAAAUAAAUAAAUCAAGUAAAAUGAAAGUACCUUCACAUAUUCAGCAGCUUCAUGGAGCCAGGAUUUUCAAGACCUAUCCAAGUUACCAGGGCCACGUCCCCUUUCCUGUGGCUCCACCCUCUUUGACUGUUCGACUGAGAAAAACGUCAGUGUUGUCUGUAGCAGAUGCGUGGUGUUCUCCCCCAAACCCGCGAGACUUAAUGAAAACCCUAGAAGGUGGGAACCUGUGGGAGAGAAGAGAGAAAAGACAUCUUUGCAAGGUUCCUGGGUGGAGCUACCCAUGAAUAGCAGCAAUGGCAAUGAUAAUGGCAAUGGGAAAAAUGGGGGGCUAGAACAUGUACCUUCCUCAUCCUCUAUCCACAAUGGAGACAUGGAGAAGAUUCUUUUGGAUGCACAACACGAAUCUGGACAGAGUAGUUCCAGAGGCAGUUCCCACUGUGACAGCCCUUCCCCACAAGAAGACGGGCAGAUCAUGUUUGAUGUGGAAAUGCACACCAGCAGGGACCAUAGCUCUCAGUCAGAAGAAGAAGUUGUAGAAGGAGAGAAAGAAGUGGAUGCUUUGAAGAAAAGCGUAGACUGGGUGUCUGAUUGGUCCAGUAGACCUGAAAACAUUCCACCUAAGGAGUUCCACUUCAGGCACCCUAAACGUUCCGUUUCUCUAAGCAUGAGGAAAAGUGGAGCCAUGAAGAAAGGGGGGAUUUUCUCCGCAGAAUUUCUUAAGGUGUUCAUUCCAUCUCUCUUCCUCUCUCAUGUUUUGGCUUUGGGGCUAGGCAUCUACAUUGGAAAACGACUGAGUACACCUUCUGCCAGCACCUACUGAGGGAAAGAAGAGCCCCUGGGAAAGCGUGUGACUUGUGAAGUGGUGUAUUGUCGCAGUAGUUUAUUUGAACUUGAGACCAUUGUAAGCAUGACCCAACCGACCACCCAGUUUUUACAUAUCCAAGUUACAGUAACUCUCAAAUCCAGUAUUUUAUUCAGACUCUGUUGAGGCAUUUUACUAACCUCAUUCCCUUUUUGGCCUGUAAAACACUUUAGAAUUUCCUAACAGAGUUUCCUGUUGUUUAGAAAUUUGCAAGGGCUUCUUUUCCGCAAAUGCCACCAGCAGAUUAUGAUUUUGUCAACAGUGCUGUUGUCUCCUUUUAGUACCACCAGACUUAGACCUGCAUCAUUCAUGGUAUAAAUUUUACUCUUGCAAGGUAACUCCCAUCUCUCUCGGAAAACAAGAUCAGGUGAGCAAAUGAUGUAUAAAAGCUUAGUUGUUUUGUUUUUCUAGACAAAGGCAAGCUUCCCUGAGCUUGACUUUAUAGUUAUUAAAAAAGAAAACAAAAACAAGACACAAGGAAAAAAAUAUCCUGGGCAAUAAAACAUUAUUUUAAACCAGCUUUGGAGCCACUUUCUGUCUAAGCCUCUUAAUGGCGCCUUUUAAUUUGUAGGAGGCAGGCUAUAUAAAAGAUAGGUGUGAAAUAGAAGAACCAAAAUACAUCAGCAGAUUUUAAUACUAGUAUGUUAUAAUGCUGUCUUUUCUAUGGUGUAGAAUCUUUUAUUUCUGGUAAGGAAUGUCUCAGGCCUAGAAAUCUAUGAAAUUGUCUUGGGGAUUUGUUUGUGUGCAUUUGGUAUUUUUACGUCUUUAUUCAGUGCAUGUGAAUUUUUCCUGACUUUAAGUUUUUUCUUUCCUUUUUUUUUACUUUGUUUCCUAAGAGGCUUUGGAAUGAGUCCCAAUAUGUGGUAUAAGUACUGGCUUCUUGUUUCAGGAAGCAUCACUUACACUCCAAAGCCUUUAAACUCUGAAGAUAAUUGUUUCAGAGUUAUUCCAAGCACUUGGGCAACUUUGAAAACCAAACUUGGGUUGUGGGAACAGUUGACAGAGUUCCAUAGAGAUGCCAUUCUGCUCGCCCCUUUCCUGGUUUUUACUGUACACCCUUCCCGAGGGCGAUCCCCUGUUGAGUCUGCAGACGCUGGCCAUCUCCCCCUGUAGCCAUCGUUUCAGUUUUGUUCACCCCUGAAUUUCCAGAACACUCAGCAACUUCCUCUAAUGAUACACUUUUUGUGUUCGUUUUUCAAAUGUGAAGCCUUAGGACCAAAUUGUUAGAAAGUUUCAGGGUUAUGGAUUAUUUCAAGUAGGUUUAUUGGAUUUAUGAGCACAUAGCAUGACUCUGAAGGAUACUGUUCUAUGUUUUAUAUAUAAAUAAUUACUUUUUAUGGUAUAGACAUUACUGUUGAAUAUUUAGAGAACCAUUGUUAAUUUGAAAACUAGCAGUCUCUCUAUUCAGCCAAUAAGGAGUAUCAGGUUGACUUGAAUAAAAGCACCGUGACAACCAGGUUUGCUAGUUUGCAGAAACUAACUCUUCUCUCCCUCACAUCAAGUUUUAUAAAGUUGAUGUGUUAUAGUGGAAAAUAACAGAUUAAACAAAAAAAAUUAUUUCUAACUCUUUAUUCAAGAAUAUAGCUGGCUAUCUUUAAGAAAGAUGAUAUAUCCAAAUAGUAUUCUGAAUUCAUUUACUUUUUCUUUGUAGAUUUUGGUGUCUAAAUACGUUUGGACAUCUUUUUAUCAUACCUUUUUCUCUGUCUUAUACGCAAAUCUGAUAACACUUGAUUUGCCUUCUAAAACCUAUUUAUUUCAAAUCUUCAUAUUUUAAUUUCUUUGGGAAGGAAGUAAAUUUGGUGGCCCAUUGAUUUUUUUAAAAGCCUGAAUAAAAUUGGAAAGGCUGGUAAAGAGAACUAAAUAGCUAAACUGUUAUAAUGUACAGUUUGCACUGCAGUUUGUAUCAUGGGAGGGGAAAGUAAAACUAUACUUAACAGAAAAAGCAGUUUUUUACAGGCAACACAUUGCUUUCUUUUGAAAUGCAGUAGUAAUCCUUUCAGGGUGUGAUUGAAUUUGAGUAUAUGUAUGAAUUUUUUCAACAUGGAAAAUAAAUUUAGUCCUGCCCCUUUUCUUAAAAUAGCUGUGAAAUUUUGGACAAUUGCUUAAAACAUGAACGCAUGAUCACAAGUAGGACUUAAUCAUAAGAUGAAAUCAUGCCGUAUUUAUUGAUAACCCUAAUGUAUGGGAGAAAUGUUUAUGUUCCUACCCAGAUUUGUGUUGAAUGGAAAUAGAUUGUGUCAUUGGAAAGGAGAACUCAACAAUUAACAGUUGACAUUUUAAAGAUUAAUGUUUAAAAAGCUUUACACCUGUUUACAAUUUGGGGACGAAAAGACAGGCUUCAUUUUUCUUAUGUUUGAUGGAAACUGGCUUAAAACAUUUGUAAAUAUAAUCAAGAGCAAAACUGCACAAAAUCGCACGUUGAAAAGUGCAGCAAGUUACUUUGAUUGCAGCAAAAACAUUUACUGUCUAAAAAAUGAAAACGGAAGACCUAGCCAGUCAGAUGAAUUUUCAAACGAACCAGUUGUUGAAAUUAUUGGAAUUAACUGAGCCAAAGUGAUUAUGCAUUCUUCAUCUAUUUAGUUCGCACUUUGUAUCAUCAUAUACAGUUUACAAUUACAUGUAUAACUUGUAGCUACCAACAUUUUGUGCCAUUAAAGCUCUCACAAAACUCUGUCAGUA